AUGCACGGGCGGCCUCGCAAAGCCCUGAAACCUGAAGAUUUAGCUGCCUCCGCUGCCAAAGCUGAGAAACUAAGGAUCCUCCAAUCUCAAUUCCUCUUUAAUCACCACCAAAAAAUUUAUACGAAGGAAGCUUUAGAGCUAAGCGGAAAACUUUUAGAGAUCAAUCCAGAAUGUUACACUGCUUGGAACUAUAGAAAACUCGCUGUUCAACACAGUCUCAUAGAGGCCAACUCGGAUCCUGACUCUGUCAAGUCAUUUCUCGAUCAAGAACUUCAAUUGGUCGAGAAUGCGCUGAGGCAAAAUUUCAAGUCGUACGGAGCUUGGCAUCAUCGUAAAUGGGUGCUAAAUAAAGGGCAUUCUUCUAUUGAAAAAGAGUUGAGGCUUUUGGACAAGCUUCAAAAUGUCGAUCCUCGGAAUUUUCAUGCCUGGAAUUACCGCAGGUUCGUAGCGGCAUUAUUGAAUAGAUCCGAUGAAGAUGAACUGAAUUACACACAGGAUUUCAUUGAUAAGAAUAUUAGUAAUUAUUCUGCCUGGCACAAUCGAAGUGUGCUUUUGUCUAGCUUGAUGAAGAAAAAUGUUCAAGGAUUUUCACAGAAAGAUGAGGUUUUGACCAGGGAGUAUGAAUUGGUCCGUGAAGCUGUUUUUACAGAUGAAGAUGAUCAAAGUGGUUGGUUUUACCAUCGUUGGCUACUUGAUCAAACUGUUAAAGCUGAGUCUCCUCUACUAGAUUCUUCAUGGCCUGCUCAUGGUUCUGAUAUUACUCUAUCAGGUGAUAGGUGCCUAGAUUUGGGUUCUUCUUCUCCAUUAAACAAUUACCAAUUUGAUUCUGGAUUGCUUCCUCUCAUUCUUUACUUUAAUCAGGCUGUUGAGGGUGUAAACUCAUCAACAGUCACUUUUUCGUCUGGAUUUAACAUGAAUAAGGAUGCAAUUUGGAAACCUCUAUCAUCAAAUAACUUUAAAACCGCCCAAGUUUGGGUUGCGCAAUUAAAGCUUCCCAAGGUGGAGCUUGACUCUUUACAAGCUUAUACCAUAGAGGUUACCGUUGGACAUUCUCAAGGAAUCAUUUCUUCUAGUGGUCACUAUUGCCGUCCUUCCGAGUUUGCAUUUACAGUGCGUGUACAACAUCUCAAAACAAAACAAGCUGAAGGGUCAGGUUUAGAGAAGAUAUCAUGGGGAGAUGAAAAUUUUCACAUUUAUGAGUUUGAUUCCCUGGAAUCGAAUUUAGUUAUUCCUCUCAACCACCCAAGUAUCCAGAAUGAACAUGAGUCAGCAGAUUCCUCUUGGCAAGCAAAAAUUAUAGAUGAAGAAGUAAAUAACUUCCGUGAAUUGUUGGACUGUAAAAUUGGAAAACUUACGCUUGCCAGACUGUUGACUGCUCGUGAUGCAUUGAUGUCUUUGGAUAAAUCAGUCCAUUCUGAUGAAGUUCUUAGACUGUUAAGUGAAUUAAUGAAGUUGGAUCCACCACAUUCUCGAUUCUACAAGGAUGAACACAGCUUGGUUUUAUUAAAAAAGGUGACUUCUAGCAGGGAGUCAUUGUUGAGUUAUUGCUUUCGCUAUAGGAACUUAGCUUCAUCAACCAGUGUCAAUCCCAUCUGCCUAAGACUCAAUGGAUUAUCAUUAUCACGAGUGGGGUCUUUUGAGAAAUUAUUGUGGGUCCAAAUGUUAGACCUCAGCCAGAAUGAGCUUCGAUCAAUUGAAGGUUUGGAGGCCAUGCAACUUCUCUCACACUUGAAUUUGAGUAAGAAUAAACUUGGUAGUUUUACUGCUCUGGAGCCUCUGAGGCACUUGAAGUCAAUGAAAGUGUUAGAUCUUUCAUACAACGAGAUAGGUACUCACACUAUUGAUUCAACAAGAUAUCUGUGCUCUUCUCCUUUGUCUCAUUCAGUCGGAGGGGAAUGGGAUGACAGUGAAAUUGUGACUGAUGGUGUGAGUUUGGCAAACUAUUGGGAAGCUUUUUUAAUUUUGAAAGGCUUGAAACUGACUCAAUUAGACAUAGCAGGGAAUGCAAUUGCUGAUGAGAAAUUUACAGCAUUUCUGGCAAAGGUCCUGCCUGCUCUCAAGUGGCUGGAUGAUGUACAAUUGAACUGA
Dovyalis caffra is the source of this 2088-nucleotide messenger RNA. The record is from the annotation of a GenBank genome assembly. NCBI's taxonomy places the organism in Eukaryota, Viridiplantae, Streptophyta, Magnoliopsida, Malpighiales, Salicaceae.